Caenorhabditis angaria is the source of this 927-nucleotide messenger RNA. The record is from the annotation of a GenBank genome assembly. NCBI's taxonomy places the organism in Eukaryota, Metazoa, Nematoda, Chromadorea, Rhabditida, Rhabditidae.
AUGAGCCGAGCGGUUUCGCGUCUCGCAGAAGCUUGCUCUCGCCUUUCAAUCGCGAAAAGAACUUUCAACACUCCAUCUACCCUUCCGCCACCAUCUUCUUCAACAUAUUUCCCAAAAAUUAUUGAAACUCCAUCUACAAAAAAUGGAAAUUUCUACGAACAUUUUCCACAAAACCAAUCGAUAGAACUUCCGGCAUUGGACAAUCCUCAAAAAAUCAUAUAUACUUUUCCAACUUUGGAGAGAAUUGCACCAAAAAUCGCGCCAAGUCCCGAAGUUUUGACAGAGAUUCUGGAUAAACUCGCGCCAAAUUAUAAUGGUGAAAAAGUAAUCGAAGAACCCACAGGAAAUUCGGAGAAAAAUGCACCAAUAUAUUUGUCACCGCGACUUUUGACAAUUCGAAGACGUAAAAUGAAGAAGCAUAAGAGACGAAGAAGAUACGAUCGAGAUUUUUUCAAAUAUCAAAAAUAUCAUCGAGAGAAAAAAUUGAAAGCUGAAAGAGAAUUCCAGAAACGCAUGAAAUCAUUGUUGAAUGAAUUGGAAGUGUUCAAUCCAGAGAAAUAUGUCAAGGAUACUAUCAAAAUGUAAGUUUUGUUUUCAAAUCUUCAAUAAGUUUACAUUUUCUCUGAAAAAAAACCGAUUUUAAAUUGUUCAGGGCAAACAAAGAAUGGCAAGAUGAUUUGGCCCCAACUGGCCGAAAAUUAUAUCCACAUUGGUCGAGAUUCAUGAGUUUGGAACAAUUGUAUGGAUUACCAAAGAGUGAAUAUAUUGAUAAACGGUGAGUUUUGAUGACGUGGCAAUUUUAAGGCAGCAUUUCUUUGCAUGAAAAUUAAUUUUUCGAAUUUCAGAUCCGGUUUGGCGACUCCCGAAGAUGCCGAAAAAAUCAAAGCGCUCAAGGAAAAAUAUUCAAAAUUAUAUCGAAAAAAGUAG